This is a messenger RNA of Triplophysa dalaica, 2203 nucleotides long. RefSeq names its product SRY-box transcription factor 7 (gene sox7). The transcript is spliced from 2 exons. NCBI's taxonomy places the organism in Eukaryota, Metazoa, Chordata, Actinopteri, Cypriniformes, Nemacheilidae. The record is from RefSeq and is a predicted model, not a curated record. Gene Ontology annotation, molecular function: DNA-binding transcription factor activity, RNA polymerase II-specific; RNA polymerase II cis-regulatory region sequence-specific DNA binding. Gene Ontology annotation, biological process: anatomical structure morphogenesis; regulation of DNA-templated transcription; cell differentiation. Bases 186 to 1373 code for a protein of 395 amino acids.
GUGAAUCACAGCUUCAGAGCGCCAAACAUCAGUUCAGAGGUCCCUGCUCGACCACCUGCUCAUUCACAGCCUGCCUUUAUUGCUUUAUUACUUAACUUUAGAUUUAAAAAACGAAAGUAAACUUCUGGGUCACAUUCGCACCUGAGAAACAAAGUUUGUGGGAAGGUCAAGUUUGCGUUGCGCACAUGGCUGCUCUGAUAAGCGCGUAUUCCUCCUGGCCGGAGAGUUUCGAGUGUUCUGCGGGAAAUGCGGACUUACCUGACGGGCACACGUCUCACAGAGCUCCCGCCGACAAGGUGUCGGAGCCGCGCAUCAGGAGACCCAUGAACGCGUUCAUGGUGUGGGCCAAAGAUGAGCGCAAGAGACUCGCGGUUCAGAACCCAGAUCUACACAAUGCGGAGCUGAGCAAGAUGCUGGGAAAGUCAUGGAAAGCUUUAACUCCGGUGCAGAAGAGACCAUACGUGGAUGAAGCGGAACGUCUGAGGGUGCAGCACAUGCAGGACUACCCCAAUUACAAAUACCGCCCUCGUAGAAAGAAGCAGCUCAAACGCAUCUGUAAACGUGUGGACCCUGGUUUAUUUCUGACCACCCUUGGUCCAGACCAGAAUUCUCUACCGGACCCCCGGGGUUGCUGUCACCCCCUUGACAAAGAUGAUGAGAGUGGUGUAAGUGGCGGAUUCAGUUCCCCUAAUGCAACUCUUCCGGGUGUGAGGGUCUUCAGAGACCCUACAAACUCCAACAGCAGCUUCGACACAUACCCGUACGGCUUGCCCACACCACCCGAGAUGUCACCUCUAGACGCAGUGGACCAUGAGCACCAAUCCUACUACUCAUCCCCUAGCUCUGUCUCCACCAGCUCCUGUUCAUCCUCCACCUCUUGCCCAGAAGACAGACGUCCCACCCCUGUCCACAUGAGCAGUCCACCUCCGUACCAUCAUGAGUACUCGCAACAGACGGCUCUACACUGUGGAAGCACACAUUUGGGCCACAUCUCGAUGUCUCAUCAGGGAAGUGGGGCGACACUCAUCCCUGCUCCUCCGCUUUCCUAUUACAGCCCAUCGUUCCCCCAAGUUCCGAUUCACAACGGGCAUCAGGGCCACCUGGGCCAGCUAUCGCCUCCUCCAGAACAGGGGCACCUGGAGAGUUUGGACCAACUGAGCCAGGCUGAAUUGCUAGGUGAGGUAGACCGAGAUGAGUUUGACCAGUAUCUAAAUUCAACAAGCUAUCACCCUGAGCACGGUGGGAUGACAGUCACAGGACACAUCCAGGUAACGCCGGCUUCCAUUUGCUCCAACAGCUCUACGGAAAACAGCCUCAUCUCUGUAUUGGCCGACGCCACGGCAGCCUAUUACAACAACUAUAGCAUUUCAUAAACAACAAAAUAAGGACAAUUAAUAGAAACUGUGCGAUGUUCGCGGGUCAGCGGUGAGACUGACAGGUAAACAAAAGGGGCGCUAUGAAGGGAGCGGAAGAGAGAAGCUACAGGAAGUCAAUGGACACCUCAGGGAUGCAUAGAUAAAAACUAAAGUUCAUUCCCAUCUUUGUUUCCAAAAGAAGAACGGAAGUAAAAAACGGACAGACCGAAAUGCUCUCAUAUAUUGCCACAGAAGUGAUGUACAUUUGCUAUAAAGCUUAUUUAUAUAUCGAAUCGCUUUGCAUUAAAGCUUAUUGUAUUGCUUUUUUUCAGUCCAGAUAUAUUCUUUUUUUCCAACCUCAAUUGUUUUACCUCAAAAAUUAUUUAAGUGAGGCUGGUCUUUUCCGUAUGUCCCUAAUAGGACGUGUUUUGAAGGAAUUGCCUUUUUUUUACGUUCAUUUCAAAAAUAUAUAUAUGUACUCCUAAACAGUUAAGAAAAUAAUAAUAAUGAACACUGUUGUAUGCCAAUAUAGGUUUGCCAUGUUAAUUUAAUUGAGUUUUAGCAUUCUCGAUUUUAAUAUUCUCAAAGAUGUCAAUAAGAGGCGAAUGAACAGCUAUUGUCAUCGAACCCCUUUCUAUUUGACUUAUCUUGAUGUUGAGUUGUCAGAUUUUAUGAUGAAUUGCAUUGUGUAUGCCCAUAUAAAAACAGCACAUUCUGUCUGUAGGUCUGGACGUUAGAAAAAACGUGUUGCAGAUGCUGUUGUUCAUUUUGUGAAAUAUUAAAAAUGAAUGUUUUGAGGUCUCUUCUGAACUAGACUUAAAUAAAAAUAUAAACACAAUAUAAAUACA